AUGAGCUCCGACGACGUCGCCAUCAAUGGAUGGACUGCAGUCCCGGUUGACGCCGGGAAGAUCUUCAAGAAUGGACCUUACAUCAAUGAACCUGAGUACAUUGAUGUUGAGAGCAUCCAGUUCCCAAACGACGACCCAAUUGUCGAGAAGACACGGCAACAUGCCAAAGAUAAACUCCUGAAGCAGACUUAUAACCAUUCCAUGAGAGUUUACUACUGGUCGACUGUCAUUCUCCGACAGCAAUUCCCAGAGCAUGCUGGCACUCUCUCCCCUUCGACCCUGGCACUAACAUGCCUCCUCCAUGACAUCGGCACCACCGACGAAAACAUGUCCUCAACCCGCCUUUCUUUUGAGUUUCAAGGCGGCUUCCAAGCUCUCAACCUCCUUCAAGACAACGGCUCUACCAAAGACCAAGCCGAAGCCGUUUGCGAGACUAUAAUUCGUCAUCAAGAUCUCGGCACCGAGGGAAGAAUCACUUUUCUCGGGCAACUCAUCCAACUGGCUACUAUCUACGAUAAUGUUGGUGAACAUCCAAAUGUCAAAGACUUUGGGAAGAUCAUUCAUGAGAAGACGCGCGAGGAAGUCAACAACGCUUUUCCUCGUGAGGGAUGGCUGGGAUGUUUUGCUGCUACGAUUAGGAAGGAAGAGAGCUUGAAGCCGUGGUGCCAUACUACUCAUAUUCCCAACUUUGCGGAGCAGGUUGAAGGGAAUCAGCUACAGAAGUCAUAUGAGUGA
Messenger RNA from Fusarium odoratissimum NRRL 54006, 735 nucleotides. RefSeq names its product cyanamide hydratase. The coding region runs from base 1 to 735 and encodes 244 amino acids. NCBI's taxonomy places the organism in Eukaryota, Fungi, Ascomycota, Sordariomycetes, Hypocreales, Nectriaceae. The transcript has 2 exons. The record is from RefSeq and is a predicted model, not a curated record.